CGGGGCAAGCGUGCACUUGAUUGAGAAAUUUGUAAAUCUGGAUGCCACGUAUGUAAUUACUUACAUAUGUGUCGCCAUCGUCGAUUUACAUGGAAAGAUCGUAAUAUUCCAGAGAAAGGGAACCUUUCGGAACAGGGGUCGGCCCUGAUUCUAUGUACUCACGCUACCUAUAUGGAAUGGUAAAAGUAAAUAGGCCAGGACAAACAGGGAACGCAGGGGUAAAACGAGUUCUUUUCAUCAUUCUUAAAGCUGCAGUAAGCUGGGACGUUUAGGGAACGGUUGUUCAGGAAUCGUAGAAACUUCACCAAUAGGGAACAGAUUUUACAUACGGCAAAUCUCACACGUUCCCGUUGCGUAAGAUCGUUAAAACACGUCCUUGGGAUCUGCUUGGUGAAAGCAAUGGAGAGUGGGAGGUUGGAUUUAGAUAAUGUUGAGGCGAACGGUAUCGCGAAAGAAACGGCAGUCGUUGCUACGUACAAGACACUCCCGGACGACGACGCGAACAAGCAAAGUGUAACGGAAAACAACGUUAUGGGGAAACCGAAUAAUGAGAACGAAGCCGACGAUGGGGUUAAUGAAAAAAUGCUCAAGGAUGAGAAUAAGAUCUCUCCCACAAAAGAUGCGACCGAGGUAAUAUUUAUUUCGGAAAAUGGAGAUGCCAAGAUCGAUAUCGAGACGGUGAAGCAAGCCCUUUCGGGAAUGGGCAAGGAAGAAUUGAUGAAAUUCGCUAAUGAUCCAUUUUGGGUUAAAUUAAGAUGGUUUUUAUUCAUUACUUUUUGGUUACUUUGGCUUGCCAUGUUGGCUGGUGCCAUAGCCAUUGUGGUGAUGGCACCGAAAUGCUCAGCACCAAAACCAAAAGAAUGGUGGGAGAAGAGUCCUAUUGUCCAAUUAGAUUCUACAGAAACAAAUGGUCACACCUUGAAAGAAAUGGAAUCGCUCUUGGAUACUCUGAAAGAACAAAGUAUAGAUGCAAUUUCUUUUCCAUCGAUAGUUAAAGAAAGCACAACAGGUGGAAUAGAAGACUUCAUAGAUGUUAAAUCAAAUUUGGAAACUAUAAGCGAUCUGGAGAAUCUUAUAAAGGCUGCAAAAUAUAGGGAUCAGCAUAUUAUUUUAGAAUUGGAUCCAGGCCAUACGUCGACUGAACAUCCAUGGUUUAAACAGUCUGUGGAAAAGAAAGAUCCAUUCACAUACUACUACGUUUGGGCUGAUGGAAAAACAACCUCUGAUGGUAGACCCAGCCCACCUAACAACUGGCUGAGUUUAUAUGGAGGAUCGGCGUGGGAAUGGAACCAACAAAGAGGACAAUAUUAUCUUCAUCAAUUCAAUAAAAGUCAACCUGAUUUGAAUUACAAUAAUCCAGCAGUAACUACAGAAUUUGCUGGCGUUUUGAGUCAUUGGAUAAAAUUAGGGAUUGACGGAUUUCGUUUAGCCAAUACACAAUACUUGACCGAAGAUCCAGAACUUCGCGACGAAUUUAGAAGCACUAUUCCUACCGAAGCGGAUAAUUAUGAUUCGUUGGUCCAUGCUUAUACAAGAGAUCGUCCAGAGAAUGGUGUAGUCUUGUCAAAAUGGCAAGAAACAGUUUACAAUGAAACGGACAAUAAGGGGUUGUUCGCUCUUCAAGAUGACAUCGGAGCCGAUAUGUUACAAGUUUAUAACGAGAAAAUGAAAUUGAUCGAUAUCCCGCAAAAUUCACAAUUCCUUACAACCGCUAAUAGUAGUAUAAAUGCAACAACUUUACAUAAAGCUAUCUCGCAAUGGCUCAAUUUUACUUCUUGGCCUGCUUGGGACCUCAACGGUAAACAGAAUAACAUGAGACAAAGAAUGCCCGCGGAUAUAGCGGAUAGCAUAACUCUCAUGACGUUACUUUUACCUGGAACUCCAAUAUUUAAAUUGAACGACACUUUAUCUGCGAGAGAUGCAUUUGCAACCCUAUCUAAAGCGAGGCACAGUUUAACGUUCCUUUAUGGAGAAACUACGCUUAUGACUGUUAACGGGACCGUAUUUGUGUACACAAGGUUAAAGAGUGGCAAUCCUGGCUACUUGGUAGCGUACCAAUCGGCGGAAGAACCUACUAUAGUUGACUUGUCCGGGGUACCACAAAUUUCGGAAGAAGUUAGCGUGGUCGCGCAUAGUCCUAAUUACGUACAAGAUGGUGACACAAUGAGAACAAAGCUGUUCUCUAAUAUGGUUCCUGUAUCGGCUAAGAGUACAGUUGUUUUAACGUUUGUGCCAAAGAAUUAAUAAUUGCAGCACAAUGAAAUAUUUUACUUCUUAAGAAUAAUCGCUUGUUUAUUAUCUUCGAAUAAUAGCAUUUAUUUAAUGCAGUUAUGUAUUACUUUUGUGAAUUGCAAGCGUGUACGUAUAAUUAAAUGUGAUACAGCAA
Messenger RNA from Colletes gigas, 2386 nucleotides. RefSeq names its product neutral and basic amino acid transport protein rBAT (gene CD98hc). Gene Ontology annotation, biological process: amino acid transport; carbohydrate metabolic process. The record is from RefSeq and is a predicted model, not a curated record. Bases 400 to 2244 code for a protein of 614 amino acids. NCBI's taxonomy places the organism in Eukaryota, Metazoa, Arthropoda, Insecta, Hymenoptera, Colletidae. The transcript has 10 exons.